AACUUAAACCUCCCUUGGGUUUUGCUCAUUCCCUGAGUGCCGAGCUUUUAUUCCUCGUGCCGCUUCAAUGGAUUGUCGAGGCUUGCUUUCUGGGUUGUGCUCAAAUUCCACCGCCCCAGCGAUCAAAGCCCCCCAAAAUCCAUUAUUCUUAUCAUUAUAUCGUUCUUCUUCUUCUUCUUCUUCUUGUUCCGCUGUCUGCUUCAAAACCCUCAAAUCAGUGUCUCCAACAAGUGUAAAAGCAUCUUUUAAGAGAUUAGGAUGUGUGAAAAGUACAGAGAAAUUGGGGAAUGCUGUUUUUGACGAGGAAGAUUACAAGAACCCUGAGCUCCAAAGGAAAAAGCUUGCAGUUUUUGUCUCCGGCGGAGGUUCAAAUUUCAAGUCAAUUCAUCAAGCUUGCCUUCAGGGAUCAGUCCAUGGUGAUGUUGUCGUUUUGGUCACUAAUAAACACGAUUGUGGAGGUGCAGAGUAUGCAAGAAAUAAGGAAAUCCCCGUUAUUUUGUUUCCUAGAACCAAAGAUGAACCUGAUGGACUAUCCCCGAGUGACCUUUUAUCUGCUCUUAGGGAAUUUGAUGUUGACUUCAUUCUUCUAGCUGGAUAUCUCAAACUUAUACCAGUAGAAUUGAUCCAAGCUUAUCCCAAAUGCAUAUUAAAUAUCCAUCCAUCACUUCUUCCAGCCUUUGGAGGCAAAGGCUACUAUGGUAUGAAGGUUCAUAAAGCAGUCAUCGCUUCUGGAGCAAGAUACUCGGGGGCAACUAUCCAUUUUGUUGACCAGCAUUAUGACACAGGGCGUAUCCUUGCUCAAAGAGUUGUCCCUGUGCUUGCAAAUGAUACUGCAGAGGAGCUGGCUGCAAGGGUUCUCAGAGAGGAGCAUCAGUUAUAUGUUGAGGUAACAGCGGCAUUAUGUGAAGGACGAAUAAUUUGGAGGGAAGAUGGUGUCCCUCUCAUCCUUAGUAGGGAAAACCCCAAUGAAUACAGCUAGCACAGACAAAUUUAUUUUGCUUUUCGCAAGUUUUGGUUGUAUCCUGCAGGAGGUGUAAUGUGUGCAAUUAUUAUAUCAGCAACAUUGUUGUGAUAUGUGUCGGAAGUGAGAUCAAAUCUGAUAUCUGACACUAGUCAAAAUCACUUCUUCAUCUACACAGAAGAUGAUUAGUUGAUCAUAGAUUGCAAGCUUAUCCUUUGCUGAAUGUUUACCUAAAUUAAAAAUUUUUACCAUUAUAGCUUCUUCCAAUUUGAGCUGAAUUAACCCAGUAUACUAAUGAUGUAGAAAUGCUAUUAUAAAAAGGAAUCUUGACUCA
Hevea brasiliensis (rubber tree) is the source of this 1295-nucleotide messenger RNA. Its product is annotated as phosphoribosylglycinamide formyltransferase, chloroplastic. The record is from RefSeq and is a predicted model, not a curated record. The transcript has 6 exons. Gene Ontology annotation, cellular component: cytoplasm; chloroplast. Gene Ontology annotation, biological process: 'de novo' IMP biosynthetic process. The coding region runs from base 68 to 979 and encodes 303 amino acids. Lineage: Eukaryota; Viridiplantae; Streptophyta; Magnoliopsida; Malpighiales; Euphorbiaceae. Gene Ontology annotation, molecular function: phosphoribosylglycinamide formyltransferase activity.